UAUAAGAAUUAGGUUCACCACUUCCUAGAAAGCUAGCCACAUUUGAUGGUUCAAAAACCUUUGAAUUUGCAAUUGAUACAAUCAUAUUUUGAGUGUCAAAUCGAUAACAAAUCUGUUAUUCGGAUAGUUGUUGGGUGCAAACCUACAUUUUAAUUAUUGUAUAAAUAUUAAAUGAAAUUAAAUUCGUAAUAUGCUUACAUUUUUAUCGUUUCUCACACAAACGAAAUGGCAGCAAAAUAAUCAUAUAUUUCGACGAUUGUGUUUGCGCUACUUCGGAUUUCAUCGAUGUGGAUGUGAUCUUCUUCGAAUUGUUACGCUCCAACUUCAAAUUGGAUUCUUAUAGCCCAAGAGCACAGCAAUGAUUCAGCUCAAUCUUCAACUUCAGCAGAAGCAGUUUAUCACAGUGCCCAAAUUCCACGGCGGUUUAGUCGACUCACCUUUGGACUUUGGAAGAAGCCAAUUUCUCGAUUGUUGCUCUACAGAGCGACGGACAAUUCAGCUGGAACUUGGGAAGCCCGAAGAGAAAAGGAAGGGCGAGAAGCGUGUUAAUGGCAUAUUCUGGAUUCUCUUGAUCAAUACUGGGAUAUAUGUGGCUGAUCACGUCUUCCAGGUUCCGUUGAUUAAGGAACUGUACAGUCUGUCAUUUCAACUGGUAAGGCUGCUUAUUCUCUCAUAUUUUUACAUGUGGAAUUUGAGAUUAUACUCAGCAAGUGUUUUUGCUUGUAGGAGCCAUCUAUCGAGCAAUCUGUUUUUCUUGUAUAUUUUUGGAAAACUCGUUGAAGAAGAAGAGGGAAACUUUGCUUUGUGGCUUUCCUAUAUCUUGACAGGUGCAGGGGCGAACCUUGUUUCAUGGUUAGUUCUUCCAAGAAAUACUGUUUCCAUCGGGGCAUCUGGUGCAGUAUUUGGACUCUUUGCUAUUAGUGUCCUCGUGAAGAUGUCGUGGGACUGGAGGAAGAUCCUUGAAGUUCUUAUACUGGGGCAAUUCGUGGUAGAAAAGGUGAUGGAAGCAGCCCAAGCUUCGGCUAGAAUAGGUGGAAGCUUCCGAGGAGGCGGGUAUGCCAUGCAGAACGUAAACCAUAUUGCGCAUCUCUCGGGCGCUCUCAUCGGUGUGGUUCUAAUCUGGCUGCUCAGUAGUGUUCCCACACCAACUGACGAGAAAUAGGGCUUCUUUUUUUGAAGAUGAAACUCAGCACUGGUUUACUGUUAUGCCCUUUGCUCAAGAAUCCGGUAGCAUGAUUGAUCAGGGUGGUUUUGUCGUUGUAUGCUGCAAACUGAUGACAAGGUAGUAGUGAAGUAGUCUAUGUAGCAUAGGUUAUUGAUGUAAUUUAUCUCAUGGCAUUUUCUUGAUUAUAUACACUCCAUUUUUUUCAAUUUACUUGUUUUUUAAGUCUGGAGAAA
Messenger RNA from Salvia splendens (bonfire salvia), 1398 nucleotides. RefSeq names its product rhomboid-like protein 11, chloroplastic. Bases 359 to 1162 code for a protein of 267 amino acids. Gene Ontology annotation, cellular component: membrane. The record is from RefSeq and is a predicted model, not a curated record. Lineage: Eukaryota; Viridiplantae; Streptophyta; Magnoliopsida; Lamiales; Lamiaceae. The transcript has 6 exons. Gene Ontology annotation, molecular function: serine-type endopeptidase activity.